Molecule: messenger RNA, 1447 nt
Organism: Microtus oregoni (creeping vole)
Lineage: Eukaryota; Metazoa; Chordata; Mammalia; Rodentia; Cricetidae
Product: smoothelin-like protein 1
Exons: 7
Coding region: 1-1362 (453 amino acids)
Biological process (GO): actin cytoskeleton organization
Cellular component (GO): microtubule organizing center; filamentous actin
Molecular function (GO): protein binding
Source: RefSeq, a predicted model, not a curated record
AUGGAACAGACAGAAGGGAGUCCCUCUGAGGACGGGACCACUGUCUCUCCAACUGCUGGGAAUCUUGGGCCGCCAGGAAGCACUACAGAGGAGGUGGCUGAAGGCACAGCUGGGACAAGUGUGCAAGAAGGGUCUCCAGGUGAGGCAGGACAGCAGUGUGAAGUCACAUCUGAGGGUGCGGUGUCAGGGCGGUGCCCAGAGGAUGGAAACGGAUCCAAUGAGCUCACAGCAGACGCUCAAGAGGAGGCCAGUGGGAAGGAGGGAGCCAAGGCUGAUCUUGCAGAGGAGGAGGGCGGGAAGGAAGAGACCACCACGACUUCUGAGGGAGAGACAACACCGGAACCCAGCGAGGUUAAAGGGAAAGAGGAGACCACGCUGACCUCGGAGGCGCAGAAAGCUGAUGAAAAGGAGGUCGAUCUGGACGCUAAGGACAAAUCGGAUGUGAAUGAUAAAGUCAAGCCUGAACCCAAGGAGGGUGUUGAGGCAGAGGCUACUGUUGAAAAGGCUGAGACGGAAUCUCAGCAGAAGGCUGUUGUAAAAGACCAGGCCAACGCUGAACUUGAGGCAGCUGAUGGGACAGAGACUGGAGGUGACGCAAAGGAGCUGCAGGAGCCAGGGAGUCCCACGGAAGAGCAGGAGCAGGGAAAGGAGAAAGAAUCAGAAGAGAGGGCAGCGGUGAUUCCCAGCUCCCCCGAGGAGUGGCCUGAGAGCCCCACAGACGAGGGACCCAGCCUCAGCCCAGAUGGCUUGGGUCCAGACUCCACAGCGUCUGGAGGGACCAGUCCUUCGGCCAGUGAGUCUUCGCCCAGUGAUGUGCCCCAGAGCCCCACGGAACCCCCACCCUCAGUGGAAAAGAAGGAGAGAGCACCAGAACGCAGGGUGUCGGCCCCUACUCGGCCCCGGGGACCCCGCGCACAGAAUCGCAAAGCCAUCGUGGACAAGUUCGGCGGGGCAGCCUCGGGCCCCACUGCACUGUUCCGGAACACAAAGGCAGCCGGGGCAGCCAUUGGUGGUGUUAAGAACAUGCUUUUGGAGUGGUGCCGGGCCAUGACGAGAAACUAUGAGCACGUGGACAUCCAGAAUUUCUCCUCCAGCUGGAGCAGCGGCAUGGCCUUCUGCGCCCUCAUCCACAAGUUUUUCCCAGACGCCUUCGACUAUGCAGAGCUGGACCCAGCAAAGCGGCGGCACAACUUCACGCUAGCCUUCUCCACUGCAGAGAAACUAGCCGACUGUGCCCAGCUGCUAGAAGUGGAAGACAUGGUGCGGCUGGCCGUGCCCGACUCCAAGUGUGUCUACACCUACAUCCAGGAGCUGUACCGUAGCCUCGUGCAGAAAGGGCUGGUGAAGACGAAAAAGAAAUGAAGGGCAAAGCCACGCAGGUGGAGGAAGCAGGGUGAGACAGCCGACAGCCAUAGCCUUCGGGUGCUUCACGCCGGUGGCACCAGUC